UCAUCCAGGCCUCUAGGUGUCAGUAACGCUCAAUUUUUCCCGUCUGGCAUUCCUCAAAGCAGGAAGAACAGCAGCAUCUUGUGUCCAUCCCGUGCUACAGGUCAGAGGCGAGGAGAAACUGUGGCAUGCGUCCGUCCUGAGCUGAAGUUGACCAUGGCCCUUUGCCUGUGGCUUAUUGUGGCGGCCCCAGUAUGCUGCUGGGGCCAGGGGCUAGCGGACGCGGGGGACAGCGGGGUUUUUCAGCCACAGAGUGCUCUCACUGACAUGGAGUUUGCCAGCGUCGGCACGUACCGCGGCCCUGGAAACGCUGACCCUCGGCCCAAUAAUAAGCUUCCCAUCCUGCUGUGGUGGAGCUCCAAUCUGUUCCCGCACUUCCCGGGAGACACCGAGCGCGUGGACUGUGCCCGCUCGUCCUGCCUGGUCACCAGCAACCGCAAAGUCCAGCUGUAUCGCCGCACGGCGUCCAUCAUUUUCUACGGCACUGACUUCCGAGCGUACGAGGCUCCUCUGCCGCGCUCGGCCCAUCAGACCUGGGCACUGUUCCACGAAGAGUCGCCAAUGAAUAACUACUUGCUUUCUCACAGCGUUGGAAUCAGGCUGUUUAACUACACGGCCACGUUUCGGAGGGAGUCGGACUACCCGCUGACGCUGCAGUGGUUACCCACUCUGGAUUAUCUUCUGAGCGCGCCGGCAGUCCCUCUGCAGGAGAAGAACCGCUGGAGACGGGCCGGUCUGGCCCCGGUGCUCUACAUGCAGUCCCACUGCGACGUGCCUUCAGACCGCGAUCGCUACGUCCAAGAGCUGAUGAAAUAUAUAGAGAUUGACUCGUACGGAAAGUGCCUUAACAACAAACCCCUGCCUGACUACCUUGAGGACACCAGCACUGCCACCGGUGAAGACGGGCGCUUCAUGAGUUUCGUCGGCCGUUAUAAGUUCCACCUGGCCCUGGAGAACGGCCUGUGCCCCGACUACAUGACAGAGAAGCUGUGGCGGCCCAUGCACCAGGGCUGUGUGCCCAUCUACAGGGGCUCGUCGUCGGUGACCGACUGGCUGCCGAACAAUCACUCCUCUAUCCUCAUCGACGACUUCCGCUCUCCGCGGGAUCUGGCAGAGUUCAUAAAAACUCUAGAUGGGGACGACGCCGAGUACUCACGCUAUCUGGAGUACAAAACGCCUAGCAAGAUCACUAACCUGCGUCUGCUGGAAGGACUGGAGAGCAGAGAGUGGGGCGUCAACGACAUGAGCAAACCUAACUACCUGAAUGGGUUUGAGUGUUUCGUGUGCGAUCGAGAGAACCAGCGGCUGGCAGCAGCGAAAGCUCACAGGAAGAACCCGCAAAACCUGCCGCCUCAACCAAAGAUGGCCAACAGCUCGCACAUGGGCUGCCCGCUGCCCAGUCCUGGAUACGGGCCUGUGGAGAGUAUUGACCAAAAUGACAGCUGGCUCCAGAUGUGGCCGCAGGACUACUGGCAGAGUCUGGAUCAAGCAGAGGGUUUGGAGUCGCUCAUCAGACACAACGUGUCAGAUCCGUCGUUACUGUGGCAGCACAUACAGAGCAUCGCUGUGAGGAGAGCCAGAGGCCCGUGAGACGAACCCAGGACUCAGACGUCACGGAUCAAAACGUCCUCCGACAGCUCGAGACUGAAAUAUUUCAAUCCACCCAAGGCUGAUGAGCCAUUUUUACAUUUUGAACAUUUUUGGAUCACAAUAAUCUUGCUACAUUUAACUGUUUCCUUCUAUUUUGUAGAACGCAUUCAUAAUGAAUGCGCUUUCGAGUUCUAUGUCAAUCUGAAAGCUUCGGCGGAUGUUGGACACUCGGGCUUGCAGCUCGUCACAGAUCGUCUCGUAGAAGAUAUCGAUGCAGUUAUGAUGAACAAAGAAUAAGGGGGACUUUCGCAAGGAUCUUAGAGUGAAUCUCAUGAAAAAAAAAAACAUCUAGGUCAAGUUUAACUACAAAAAUCGGCCGCAUGAAGUAAAAAUUACACCCUUAAGAUUUUGGAUUAUAUGCAUGACACAUGGCAAAUCUGAAAUAUGUUGAUUAUGGCUUUUCACAUGACGGGGAACUAGUGGAAAGGCUGCUGGGACCCAUUAAAUGUUUGCGUACCUCAGUAUUUCUUAUACAAUAUUUAUAUAUUUAUAUUUUUUUAUUGCACAUUCUUGUAACAAAACAAUAAAGGCAGACUUUCACUUGAA
This is a messenger RNA of Puntigrus tetrazona (Sumatra barb), 2193 nucleotides long. It is a transcript of the gene pofut4, whose product is annotated as fucosyltransferase 11 (alpha (1,3) fucosyltransferase). Gene Ontology annotation, cellular component: Golgi membrane. Bases 154 to 1587 code for a protein of 477 amino acids. The transcript has 4 exons. NCBI's taxonomy places the organism in Eukaryota, Metazoa, Chordata, Actinopteri, Cypriniformes, Cyprinidae. Gene Ontology annotation, molecular function: alpha-(1->3)-fucosyltransferase activity. The record is from RefSeq and is a predicted model, not a curated record.